CGUUGGAAUAAAAUCUUGACGGUUUUUCUAUGCCCCUAUUGUUCGUUGUCAUACAUAUUUGUUAUAAACACGCACACAUGGAGUCGCUGUAAAUGUUGACAUUGCUAAAAAGGAGAAGUAAUUCCAUCAAGUCCGUUCCGCCUAUUUGUUGAUCCAGUAUUAUUCGGAAGCUUGCAGUUUCUUACAAAGUAUUCCUAGUCAUGCUAGUCACAUGUGAAGCUUUGGUUAAUAGUUGUUUGAUCAUUUUGCUUCCCAUAUCUGACAGAGGCAUUUAUCAAUUAUUUUUAAACAUUUAAUGUUGUUAUCGUUUGAUAUAGUACGUGAACUUAAAGUUGCGUAAGGACUAUGCAGACAAAGAAAGCAGCAGCAUUUUGGAAACUCGUAUUACAUAACUUGACUAACAAGUAUGUACUGAUUUUUAUGGAGAAAAGAAUAGAGUAAUAUUUGAGAUUAAAUUUUGGAAUUUGUAACACAUUGGAGAAUACACCCACGAAAGAUAUUAAUUAAUGAUAUAUACAUUUUAUUGGGACUCUAGAUACUGAGUUGACAAAGUAAUUUGUUUACAGUAAUAUAGUCAGGACAAAACAAAAUUGAUAAAUCACUUAAAUAGUUGUUAUUGUGUAACGUGCAAUAGAUGAUUUUACAAACGGAUUUGAUAUUAAAAAUACAGUUUGAAAAGAAGACAUGACAGACGCCAAAAGAAGCUAGCAACGGAAUAAUUUCUUCCGGAUUCAAACGAAACUAUAUCAUUAGAAACGGCACGAUAGUAUUAUUGAUGAACAGGAAUCGAAUCUUUUUUGAAAUAACCAUGCAGUAAAGUUAUAAAAAGGAUUAGUCUUAUGAAUGAUAGUUUGACUACUUCUAAUACCCGAAAAGAAUUUAUUAUACAACGAAUUUUAUCUUCACACAGAAGAAGAGAUACCAUGUUGACAUCACUCAGUUUGUUUGAAAAAAAAGUUCUGCAAACAGAUUAAAAUAUUUAAUCAAGACAACAGUUUCCUAAUACUGGGUAAAUGUUUAUCAUUGAAGUUAGUUUAUUUAUAGAGUACCCAGGACGUCAAGUGUACGGUAAACAAUAUAUUGACUGUUUUAUGGACCCUUUACUUGCUUCAUUGUCUAACCGUUUGGUUUAUAUAUAAAAUACGUUGUUUGUUGAACAUCUUCCAGGCCAUAAUCCGCUUUCGGGUCAUCCUUCUGUCUGUAAUCUGCUUUCAGAAUUAAUUGUCUAAUUGAGGGAUUGGUGGAAAGUCAAGUGUUCUUGUGUACACUGUAUUGUAUAGACAAUUUCAUGUUAUGACAUUAAUUCUUUAGAUUUGGAUUAAAACACUGUUCUUUUUUGAAAACUACUACAUGACAAUUAUUAUUCUUAGGCUCUAUAUAUAAUGGUUUGACUAAUAACUGAAUGAAACAUAUGGAAAUAAACAGUGUUAGCAGUAAUACCGGAUUGUUAGCAUCUUUCUUCUUGUAAACGUCUUUGGAAUAUAUUCUCUACCAUAGAUAUUGUUGAACUGACGUAAGUCUUUGAACUGUAUGCCAUGUGAUAAGCACCUUAUACAGAUCUAGUCGUGGAAUACAAUAGAGAACAGAUUGAAAACAACAUUGAACUUCGCGCUUCAACAAACAGAAGUUCGUUUUUCUAUUUGUAAUAAGAGAUAAUUCAAAGUAUUAGUGAAGUCUUAAUAUUAAUAUUUGCCAUCAGAUGUAAAAAAAAAAGAGAUAGAAACGUUCGAGAAAUUACAUAUGUAAGAGGACAUCUCGUAAUAGUGCAUAAAAAAGCAGUCACAUCAACACAAUAUUACUGUUUCGUGUCUCGGUAUUUACCACGAACGCUGUAAUAUAAUAUUAUAGGUUAUGUUAACAUAAUUCGUAAUUUAUAGGUUAUGUUAACAUAAUUCGUAAUCUGAUGCAAAUUUUAAAGUGUGUAAACAUUUUACUAACAUCAAAGAACAUUCAUAUGCACAUCAUCAUUAUAAAAGUGGAAAACUAAUAAUUGCAUAAAAACAAAACGUUGACCAUCGAUUUAAAUAUGAUAGCAAUGAUCCGUCAAAUUUGAACAAUAAGUAUAUUAGUAUAAAGUAAACAAUUUGAAAAGUAUAUCAAUACAUAUUGAGGACACCAUUUAAAACUGAUGUGAUCGGUGGAUGAAAUGAUGAACAAGCAAUAGGAUAACAAAUACUAUCACUCUAAGAUGGAAGACUUUCCGUAUUUUAUAAAAGCAAGAUCAAAAGUAAAAGUAACUACAACAGUUCCACGUGGAUGGGAACCAAAAAAGAAAAAGCAUGCUGAUGAUGGCAGAAGGAGAGCAGGAGUAUUGCCUCCAUUACAAGUCAAACGAGAACCCACUUUCCACAGACAACCAAAGGGAAAUACAACUCUGUCUAACCCAGAGGAGGCUGCCGAUGCUCACUGGAAUAAGCAGUACAAAAAGUAUACCGUUGAUGUUGACAAAAGAGUUGUCAAUCAUCUUAGAAGAGUUUUAAAUAAACGAAUAGAUGAUCAUAUGAACAGUUUAACAGAGUCUGAAGACAAAGAAACGCCUGAUAGCUCAACCAGUCAACAUUUCACUAGAAAACCACCGACUAAAAGGCCUGAUAUAUUUAAUCGCUAUAACGAUAUAGAAGUCAUCAAACCAAAGAAACCAACACCUAAAGUGGAAACAAAUGGGAAGGUAGAAAAUGGGAGGGCUUUACCUGAUAUCAAGAAUGAACAUGGACACAAAAAUGGACACUCUGCAGUAACUGUAAACGUUACAAGUACUGACGCUACAGCUGAUGAAGCAGAUGGCAAAGCAGAAAGCAAUGACAUCACGCACAGUAAUUUGAGCGGUGAAGAGGACGAAAUCUUGGAUAUACCAGCAUUCAAUCUUGAAGAUGAUUCAAGUGACUAUGGAGAUUUUAGACAGUGUCAAGUCAGCCCUGUGCCGACUCCAGUAUUACAAAGACCAAUGACGAGAGAACAAACCCGUAUAUCGCACGAAGACAGGGUUUCCGACAUUUUACAUGGAAACGUAAAUAGAUAUUGUUCUGCUCAUAGUAAAACAAUAAGAAUUUACCUGUCUUCUGGAUUUUCAGAUUCGGUAACAGAAAGAUCAGUUCUAAUGGAGAAAGUCUUUCCUCAGCUUCGUAAUUUCUGUGCUGCCAAAGGCUUUGAGUUAGACGUGUAUGAUCUUCACUGGGGUUUGAAAGACUGUACUUUUGACGACCACUCAUUACCUGAGACAUGUCUUAAUACUCUUCAUUCUUGUCUGAGUUCUCGGUAUGAGAUUAAUAUGGUGCUAUUCCUUGGAGAGAAAUAUGGACCUAGCAUAUUACCAGCAAAGAUUUCACAAGAUGAUUUCGAGAAAAUUAUACAGAAAACAAGAAGUUAUACAGAAAAUGAGGUUGAAAAGAUACGAAAACGUUUAAAAGAAAUAGACGACGUAAAAGAAGAACGCGAAAGGGAAGAAAGUGGAAUUACUUCGGAAAAUACUGCAAGUGAUUUAAAUGACAAAGAGACAUCAGUGGAUUUGGCACUUCAAUUAAACUCAGCAAACGACAUGAACAAGUUCAAAUCUCACGCUGAAACAAUCAAACGAGAAGCGGCGGUAGUUAAGGUGUUGCAGGAGAAACACGAUUCUCUUCCCAGUCCUGCCUUAUUGAUGCACUGGUAUAAACUGGAUGAAAAUCAUGUCCCACCUAUUUAUAGACUGCAAAAAAUUAGCUCGGAGUACUCAGAUUUUGUUAAAGGUGACUUUACUAGACGUGAAGCUGGACGAACAUCGUGGAAGGAGGUGGAAGCUAAAAUUCAGUCAGUUCUUAUGCAAAUUGUACCAGAGGUCUUCCCAGAUGAAAAAUCUAGGAGAAAAUUUUCUAGUUCAUUAUUGGAUCUUGAAAUUGAGUAUGGUAUUGUGAACUCUGAAUCAUCGUGUGAUCAUUGUGUUGUCAUUCACCGCACAUUAGAACACAUCACCUCUGGGAUUGGUCAAGAGGCGAAUUCUGACUACAUUGAUGUUGUUAAUAGACGUCUUUCAGACACGAAACACAGUCGGAUCACAGAGUAUCGAGAAAAUAUACACACAAUGGUUUCUGGAGCUAAUGUUUUGCCUUAUGAGAUUGAAUGGGUUGCUGGAGGAAUAAAAACGAGUGGUGGUCGUUAUCAGCAGGUUUACCUCGACAAAAUGUGUAAACAGCUCCAGGAAACUAUACAGAAUCGCCUUUACCAGGAUCUAGAAGCUAUGAAAAAUCAAGAAAACAAGAUGAAAUUAUUUGACGAAGUGUCACAUCAUGUCAGUUUCUGUCAACAGAGAGCAAGAAGUUUCCAAGGUCGACAAGAGCAACUACAGCUUAUAAAAUCCUAUCUGUUAUCAAACUGUCGAUCUCCAUUGGUAGUUUACGGCCCUGGUGGUAGUGGGAAAACAGCUUUACUGUCAAAAGUAGCAAGGGAUACAAAGACGUGGUUCAAGACGGUGGAUGCGAGAAUGGUUAUACGAUCCAUUGGUAAAACAACAUCAUCGGUAAAUGUGCGAACACUUCUCAGAGAUAUUUGUCAACAGCUGUGUUUUAUUUUGGAUGCAGACGAUGAAGACAUGCCGACGGAGUACAAAGGACUCAUGAACUUCUUCAAUCAACUAUUGUCACAAGCAACAGAGCAGACUCAUUUAGUAGUACUCAUUGACUCGCUAGAUCAGCUUACAGAUGAACAUGAUGGGCGCAAGAUGAGCUGGUUACCGAAGAAAUUACCACAUUAUGCACACGUCAUCGUGUCAACUAGUCCUGAUGAAAAAUAUGAAUGUCUCCCACAAAUGAAAAAGAUGUUGCGUAAUGAUGCUUUUAUUGAAUUACCAGAUUUACCGGUUGAAGAUGCAGUUGAAAUAUUAAAUCAUUGGCUGAUGAAAGAUAAUCGUGCUCUUCAACAAUACCAGUUUGAUUUGAUUAUUGACAAGUUCACUGCCUGUCCACUUCCACUUUUUCUAAAAGUCGCAUAUGAUGAGGCGUUGUCGUGGACGUCUUAUAUGGAUCCUGAGCAUUGUAAGUUGAUGGAUACUGUCAAGAAAAUGGCUGGUUUCAAAUUUUCUAAAAUGGAAUUAAAAUAUGGCGAAGCUACCAUCAAACGUGCGUUAGGUUAUAUUGCUGCUUCCAGGAGUGGGUUGACGGAUAAUGAGAUGGAAGACCUUCUGUCACUUGAUGAUGCUGUGAUGGAUGAAGUUACAGUUAGGUAUACACCUCCACGUCGCCAUUUUCCACAAGUCAUAUGGGUAAAAAUCAGAGAGGAGCUUAGUUAUUACCUGACAGAAAGUAAGACGUACAAUAUUAAUACAAUUCGAUGGUCGCAUGGUCAGUUUAACGAAGCUGCAACAGACCGAUAUCUAAAAAACAAAGAUAAAGCACCAUCUUACCACAAGGCAAUGGCUGAAUACUUUAUGGGAGAAUGGGCAGAGAAACCAAAACCGUUCGGUGGAAAUACACGAGGAAGUCUUCGAUAUGUUUCUUCCCAGCCAAUGCAUUUUGAAUCCAAGGCCGAGGAUGAGGAAGUUUUCUACAAUGUAAGGAAAACAAAUGAACUACCAUAUCAUCUUUUGUAUUCACAACAAAUGGAAAAUUUCAAAAGUCAUACGUUAUGCAAUUUUGAGUGGGUUCUUGCCAAGUUGUGUGGCACAUCUCUUAGAGAACUGGUAGAGGAGUAUCAAACAUCUCUUAUGACUGAACCAGGUGACAUGGACAUAAGAACACUGUCAGAUGCCAUACAAUUAUCCGGCGAAGCACUUACUAAAGACCCGAGACAGUUAGCUUCUCAAAUGGUAGGUCGAUUACAAGGAGUUCUAGCCAAAGAUGUUCCGACUUCACCCGGGGACCCACGAAAAUAUCCAUUUUUGCAUACUUUUAUGAACCAAGCGAAAGUGCCGUCUGUGUUAUCCUUAAUUCCAUCAAUUGGAUGUUUGACACAACCUGGAGGUGUACUAUUUGACCUACUUUCUGGACAUACUGAUCCCAUUACAGCAGUGACUUUAACAACAGAUGGAUUAAAAGCGCUCACUUGUUCAAAGGAUAAUACAAUGAAGUUAUGGGAUCUAAGAACUGGAAAAGUAAUGCGAACAAUUGAAAACGUUGGAACAAAUGUUCGAUUAAUUCGUCCUGCUAUGAACAAUGCUUUAAUAGUAACUGUGGAGGGUAGUGUAAUAAAAGUUUGGAAUAUUCGCUACAAUGAACUUGUACUAGUAAUAGAUAAAUAUGUAGAUCCACCGGAAAUUGGAAUUGCUGGUGAAGGGAAAUAUUUGUGUGCAUUGUUUGAUGGCAGUAACAUGUUACGCACUUGGAACUUAGGAAAAAGUGAUUAUCCAAUGUUAUCUUCUGUAACUAUUGACAAUCAUAAAGUAUUUCAAGAGAGAUCUGUUCUAAUUGCCCCAAAUUCGUUUGACGAAAGAAUACUUGUUGCUUUUAGGGGAGCAAACGAAGGAGCAGUUCAUCAUGCCAGAACAGGGAAACAUAUGCACACACUAAAGUGCAGCGAGGAUUCCUCCUCUGUUACAAGUCUUGGUAUUACAAGAGACUACUAUAUUAUGGCAUGCAGACAACAUUUUAUGAAACUUCAUGAAAUAUUUCAGCUAGAAUUGUUUGAGCAGAAAAAAGGUCGAUACCUCCGUAGUGUCCGUGGUUGUAUACAUGAUCGCAUAACUGAGAUGCAUUUGAAUUAUAUCGGAUCUCAUGCCAUUUGCAUAAAUGCAAACGAACAAACAAGUACCACCGAUAUAGCAAUCUGGAACGUGGAAACCGAAGACCACAAGCAUUUAGCCCGUCACUCGGGUGUAUCUACGAUGGGAGCUUGUUCAGAUUUUAGGUUCUGUCUCACUGCUAGUAAAAAUGACCGUUCUUUGCACAUAUGGAACAUAAGUGCAAAAAUAAAUCAGAGUCAACCUAAAUUAAAGAAAAACCUUGGCGUUAAUCAAAUUGUGCCAAUGGUUGACAAUCCAAGAUAUGUGGUCGCCCGACAAAUGAACAAUGGUCCUGUAAGCAUUUGGAAUGUUGCAAAAGCAAAAUGUUUGGACAAGGCUGUCCGAAUAGAAAGGGGGCUCUCGGAUUCAUCCGAUGUUGUCCUGAUUCGGAAUACAAGAGUCAUCGUAUUGACUGAUAAGGGAUUCUCUGCAAAUACAGAUUCAUCAAGACCGGUCUUUAAAACUCUUCUAACAUAUGACCUUCAGUCAAAACGCUUUAUACGCAAAUUAGACAGUUGCUUCAUCCCGCCAUUACCGGCGCAUGAAUAUGUGCUCCUUGAUGAUGACCGUCUCCUUAGUUUAUCUGAUUCUAGAAAUCAUUUUGUUAUUUGGAACAUGAAUACCAGAAACCCAGAUGACAGAAUCAGGCCAAACUUUGCAGAUAUAGAAAAGAAAAGGGGAAUUGGAGUUAAGGAAAAUUCCUUCCUUAACAAACCUGGUCUUGGAGUAACAAUGACGCCAUGGGAUCGUAGAUCCGAAACAUUAUCGGCGAAAAAGAGGAGACAGCAAAAGGAAAUGGAAGUUGAAAAGAAAAGAAUAGAUGAACUGAAAAAUGAAAAAGACAAUAACAUUGAUCAAUACGUCAUAAGCGGAAACCAUCGUAUUAUUGUAGCGUCUUUCUUUGCUCAUCAUAUGUGUGUUUUUGACAUAGUCGACAAAAAACAUGUGCAGACUAUGGUGAGUGAAACUUCAAUGUUGUUUUUACAUGUGUCCGCUAUCACACACGAGGGCGAUUACAUAGUUCAUGCAAAUUACGACGAGGAAAAUAAGAUGAGUUUUGUCACUUUGUGGGACUGCACGACUGGAAAUGUUAAAAAAAGAUUGAAAAAUGAAAGUGACGUUAUGGCAUUGGGAAUCACAGACAAUGCGUCACGUGUGAUCAUAGGCAGAGGAAAGAAUGAACUGCAUAUAUGGGAUCCUAUGUAUUCCAGGUCUUUGCAAAAGAUAAAAGGUUAUCGUGGGUUAGAGUUUAGCACUGAGAGUAAAAUAUUCGUCAUAAACGAGGGAAAGCGAGCUGUAGUGUAUGCUGGAGAUAUUUCUAUUUGGGAUAUUGAAAAAGCAUCUGUCAUAGCCAUUUUCACACCAGACAUGCGUAUAAACUGUGUAAAUAUAGCUCUGAACGGUCAGCUUAUAACAUUUGGUUUACAAGUAGUCCCUGACGUCGUUGUUCUUAAACUUACGUCAAAGAACACAUUGACAAUGUUAGAGCAAGGUGGGGAAGAUAUGUUUGGUGAAGCUCCAGAUGAGUCAUCAGAAGAGGAAGAAGAGGAAGAAGAUUAUGACUAAUAAUAUAAAAAGUUUGUUCGGAAGUUAUUCUCAAACAAGAGAAACAGCAAAAUCUCAAAAACAUAUGUUAACUCGUACAUAAUAUAUAAGGAGAAGGUAUGAGUCAUUAGCUGUCCUUUAAAAUUGCAAAAUACAUUUUUUUAUGAUUAAAGAUUUCCCUUUUUCUUUCUUAAUAUGUGAUUUUGUUUUUAUUGAUAUGUGUAAUGUUGUUGCCUAUAUAAAUAGUAAUUUGAAGAUCACAUUUUAUGUAAUUUUGGCAGAUUUUACUUCUUUUUCUUAAAUGCAAGACGUUUCAAGAAAGAUCUACGCAAGUUUCAUAGGAAAAUAUUGAUUCAGAUAUCUUGCAUACUUGUGCACAUUUAAAGGAUGAUAUUUGAUAUACUCAUAAUACAUUUUGAGUUUCGAGUUCAAAGCGAUAUGAACUGUGGCUUAUCAUACCUUCUUCCUUCAUGUGCAUAAUAUUUUAAUGUUUUUUUCUUGAACACUUUAGUACCAGCUUGUCAUUGUUCAUUGGCAAAAUAUCACUUUUCACCGUUCUGUUUAUAAAAUCAUCCGUAGAAAUGGCACUCAAUUCUAUGUAUAUGUAUCAAAAGUUUGUCUUUCAUGUCAUCAUUGUCGAUAAUCAUUUAACGUCAGUAUUGCAUGUUAAGUCUUGUUGGUGGCAUCUAUUAAUGAUGAAGUCAUGAUUGUCAGAAUAAAUGUCUUCUGUUUAAUCGUAAAAAACUAAAUCCCGAUUCAGUAUUGACACAAAAACUGUGUUGACAUCUAACUGAACAGUAUUGGCCAAGAAACAGUAUUAACAUAUUGUAAGUAUUGACACAACUGUAUUGAUGUCUUGUCAUUACUGAUUCAGAAACUGUGUCGACAUCUUAGUCUGUGUCAGUAUUGAUACAGACACUGUGUUAACAACUUCUUGGUCAUUUUUGAUAAAGAGAUUGGACACAGAAACUGUGUCUACAUCUUAGUUGACAGUAUUUAAUACUGUUAUGAAAUGCCUGUCUUUAAAUAUCAUUUUGUUGUUAUUUUUUUGUGUAAUCAGCUCGUCCAGAAUUAUUUAUUUAUUUUUAUAGUCAGCCUUUGUCAAUCAAACGUUCAAUAAUAUUGUAGAAACAUAGUAAAGUGAUGUUUUGCUUUUAAGUACGGUAUGUUUUGGUAACUCUCUUUUUUUUUUUAUUAUUUCUUAGUUUUCGUAAGUUCGGUAUGCCGUUGGUAGGGUCAACAGUUUAUUUACAUUUUCUAAGUAAAAGUUUGAUUGCAUAUUCAACGGAAAAUUAAUCUGAAAGAUUUUUUUAACUGGGUGUAUAUAGUCGCAAUUUCAAUUUUUCAACUGCUUAUGUGAUCCCGUAGCAUAUGUCUUCUGAAAUUUUGUAUUAAGUGUAAAGCAAGUGCAGUAUAAUUUAAAGAAAAAUAUUACCACCCAGUUCGACGAUUGACUAUCACUUUCAUUUGAUAUUGGGAAAAUAAAAUAUUAUUAGGCGCACAAGUACCAAAUAAUUGGCUUCAACAUGCCAGCUUUUAUUACAAUAAUACUUCAUGCUGAUUUCUUUCUGAACAGUAAUUAUUUUGUUAUUGCUUUGUGUUCUUAAAAAUGUAUUGCCUAUAAUUUGAAUAUUUUUGUAGUUAUUACUAAUUAAUGAUAUGGAAAGGAUGUUAUGUAACACGCUCGACUAUUUCAAAGGGUUAUUGCGAAGCGUGACAAAGGAUAUUAGACAUUUUCACAAAAUUUUCAGCAAGUAUUGUUUUCAAUAUUUCCACCUUCUUGUUAGAAUAAAUAAGGAUUGUAGUUUAAUAACCUUUGAAGCAAUAUUUACAACAAAUUAAAUAUCAAAUAAUUUUGUCAUUGCCAUAUAAGUUUCAUAUUUUCUACUAAAACCUAACAUUUUCAUAGUCAUAAAUUUCACCAUCGACAAUCCUUUUUACUUUGUUGUAUGAAGUAGGCGUAUAUUCUAAUGUUAUGGCCCAUAAGAAGUAUGGUGCGGUUAAAAGAAUACUUUUCUUCAUUCAAUUCAAGUUAGAGGUCAUAAUUUGUAUAGUCAGAUUGUACCAAUAAGAAACAUGUGUAGGUUAUUUUUUUUAUCUACUUGUAUACACUAAUUGGUGCUACAAUAUUAUCUGUGAUAUUAUUACAUGUAUAUUUAAUUUAUAUAUCAAUGGCACGUGUAAGCUUUUGUAUGAUCUGAAAUGCUUUAAAUUCUUUAUUCUUCUAUGAUGGAAAAACAUGGUUUUACGGAUAAUAAAUACACAAAAAUAUCCCUAUAAAUGACCGGUGUGUCCUUGAAAGGUCUUGCACAUAGGUCUGUUACAUGUAUGUUGACCACCUUAAUCUGUUAAAAUAUAGAUCAGCAUUAAAACCAAUGUUCCUUAAUUUAUGUUUAUUUAACAUUUUAUCGUUGAGUUAAAAGUUUUUUUUUCAUUUAAUGUUUUUUUUAGAUAUUUAAAAUACUUUGAUGAAACACUGUUGUGUUUCCAGUUAAAAAUCCGUCGUUUUUUUUUACAAAUUUAAGCAAUAUGUAUGCACGCAAUGUAAUAUAUUUUACACUUUAUAAUUGAAGAUUUACGCAAUAAAUUGUUUAAACAACG
Messenger RNA from Mytilus californianus (California mussel), 10834 nucleotides. RefSeq lists its product as uncharacterized. The transcript is spliced from 14 exons. The coding region runs from base 2189 to 8254 and encodes 2021 amino acids. Gene Ontology annotation, molecular function: protein binding. NCBI's taxonomy places the organism in Eukaryota, Metazoa, Mollusca, Bivalvia, Mytilida, Mytilidae. The record is from RefSeq and is a predicted model, not a curated record.